AUGGAACCAAGUCUAGACUGGGUCGUGUUGGCCGCAAAGGUUACACAGACCGCUCUUAUACUAGUGUUGCUCUCAUGGAUGUCUCGUAGCAUCUAUCGUCUCUACUUUCACCCACUAUCAAAGUUUCCAGGUCCAAAACUCGCUGCCAUAUCAGAUUUAUAUUAUGCCUAUACAUUUACGAGCGGUCGCUGGCCCUUCAUCGCCGAGAACCUUCACCGCAAGUACGGCCCGGUGGUUCGCAUCUCGCCCAGGGAGCUGUCUUUCGCUACCGUUGAGUCUUACCGGGACAUCUACCAGUAUGGCAUGCGAGACAAGAGCAAGAUCUUCAUCAAGGGCGAGACAUAUGCAAACAGGGGAAAUAUACAUAUCCAGAACGCGAGGGAUCCAGAUCAGCACGCCAAAAUUCGCAAGAAGCUCGCGCCAGCUUUCAGCACCAAGGCUCUGCGCGACCAAGAGGAUAUCGUACAGCACCAUGUGGACACAUUCAUUGCCCAGCUAGGCAAGAUGGGAGAACCGGGUGGGCCGGGCAUUGAUCUCAAAGAGGCCUUUGAAUGGUUGACGUUCGAUAUAGCCGGCGACCUCACAUUCGGCGAGCCCUUCGGCGCUACAGCAGAAGGCAAGACGCAUUUCUGGAGCUCUGUGAUUCAGCAAGCCUUCUACUUGACAGCCAUUUCGACGUUGCGGAAGCGCAUACCCGCCAUCAUACUCCUCGUACUAUGGAAUAUGCCCAAGGGUUUUGCACAGACUAGAAAGCACCACGAACAGAUUACAGAACAGAAGGUGCGCCGCCGGCUGGAGAUAGGUGACACACGGCAGCGUGCCGACUUCUUCGGCCACCUCUUCAAUACUGAGCAGCAGGAACAACUGGGCGGCGUCGCCUCUGCGGACUCGAUAUAUAACGACAUGGUUGCCAACGCCCAGAUUCUUAUGGUUGGCAGCGCCGAGACGAUCAAGGGCUUCUUCUUGGCCGUGUCUUACCUCCUGAUGCAACACCCGGAGUGUCUCGCUAAGCUGACCUCCGAGGUACGGUCGAAAUUUGCCACGGCGAGCGAGAUCACGGGGCAAUCGACAACGCCGCUCCCCUACCUUAACGCUGUCAUCGAGGAGGGGCUCCGCAUAUUCCCCCCUGUGCCUACCGGGCCCGAGAGGAUAGUGCCCUCGGGCGGUGCCAACGUGAGCGGCUACCACGUGCCCGGUGGCACCACCGUGGCUACGCACCAAUACGUCACAGCACACGAUCCCAAGUACUGGCACGAGCCGGGCUCGUUUCUGCCGGAGAGGUGGUUAGGGGAGGGUUUCGGGGACCGGAAGGAAGCCUCUCAAACCUUUUCACUAGGGCCGAGGGGCUGCAUUGGCAUGAACCUGGCAUACCUGGAGAUGCGGAUCACGCUGGCGAAGAUGGUUUUCGCUUACGACUGGCAACUGCUGAGCAAGGACGUCGAUCUGUUUAGGGAUAGUCAGAUGUAUAUCACAUGGUUUACGCCGGAGGUACGAGCGGUAUUUCAUCCCAGGGAAGAUUGA
Neoarthrinium moseri is the source of this 1521-nucleotide messenger RNA. RefSeq lists its product as uncharacterized. The coding region runs from base 1 to 1521 and encodes 506 amino acids. The transcript is spliced from 4 exons. Gene Ontology annotation, molecular function: iron ion binding; heme binding; oxidoreductase activity, acting on paired donors, with incorporation or reduction of molecular oxygen. NCBI's taxonomy places the organism in Eukaryota, Fungi, Ascomycota, Sordariomycetes, Amphisphaeriales, Apiosporaceae. The record is from RefSeq and is a predicted model, not a curated record.